Daucus carota subsp. sativus is the source of this 1215-nucleotide messenger RNA. Its product is annotated as probable carboxylesterase 2. Lineage: Eukaryota; Viridiplantae; Streptophyta; Magnoliopsida; Apiales; Apiaceae. The transcript has 2 exons. The coding region runs from base 146 to 1129 and encodes 327 amino acids. Gene Ontology annotation, molecular function: hydrolase activity. The record is from RefSeq and is a predicted model, not a curated record.
CCGAUUUUUAGAACAAAUGUUCCGAUUGAGCUUAAAAAAUUAGCAAGUUUCUUCUUCACCCGAAUUCCAAAUGUCCUUGCGUCUGACCGGCUGACCAAUUGUUUCGUGGAGCUGAACUCCAAGGUCAAGUGUUUAUACUAAUCACAUGGAUAACACAUUUUCGGUGGAUCCGAGAGAAGCAGAGGUGGCUCAUGACAUUCCACCGUGGAUUAGAGUGUACAAAGACGGAACAGUUAGGAGACUGUCCGGAUACGAGGUCUGUGAUCCAGGGCUUGAUGCUCGGACACGUGUUUUAUCCAAAGAUGUCAUGAUCGUUCCUGGAACAGGGGUAUCCGCUAGGCUAUACCGCCCAAGUAUUAUUGCUGAUGGUCAAAGGCUGCCUCUAGUUGUCUACUUUCCUGGCGGGGCAUAUAUGAUCUCAUCACCUAGGUUUCCUGGGUAUCACUACUCUAUUAACAAUCUAGUUGCUGAAGCCAAAGUGGUUCUUGUUUCAGUGGACUAUAGAAAAGCUCCUGAACAUCCACUCCCUAUAGCCUUUGAUGACUCCUGGGAUGCGCUCAAAUGGGCAGCUUCACACGCCUCAGGUGCUGGUUCGGAGUCUUGGCUAAUAAACAACGUUGAUUUCAACAAGGUUUUCUUAGCAGGAGACAGUGCUGGCGCGAGUAUAGCCCACCAACUGAUGUUUCGUAGCAAGAAUAUGGAGAUAAAAGCAGCAGGGAUGAAACUUGUUGGGAUGAUCAUGAUCAACCCUUACUUCUGGGGUAAAGAGCCUAUUGGAGCUGAACUUACCAACACUGUUCGCAAGGCGCUUGUUGACAAUUGGUGGGCUUUCGUGUGUCCAUCCGACAAGGGAAAUGAUGAUCCGUUGGUGAAUCCCUUUGCAGAGGGAGCACCGCCUUUGAAUGACUUGGGGUGUGCUCGAGUUCUUGUUUGUGUUGCGGAGCAGGACAUAUUAAGGGACAGAGGGGUACUCUUUUACGAGUCAUUGAAGAAGAGUGAGUGGAAAGGAGAGGCGAAGUUGAUUGAUGUACAGGGGGAAGAUCAUGUCUUCCAUAUAUUCAAACCUGAUUGUGAAAAUGCUGCAAACAUGAUUAAGGGUUUAGCUAAUUUCAUACACCAUCAAAUGUAAUACUGUAAUCAUCAUCUGUGGAAUUAUAUCCUUCUCUUUUCGUUUUGUAUACAACUUAAUUAUGGAUAAUUUGGUUUGGUGGAGAA